AUGCGCUUUGUCGGCCGGGAGGAGGUAAUUAAUGCGCUACGGCAACAGCUAUUCACAUCCGACGCCGGCAAUAAAGUCUCUCUUGUGGGAUUGGGUGGUGUAGGAAAAACCCAGGUGGCUUUCCAAAUCGCCUACUGGACGAAAGAGCACAAGCCGGACCAUUCCGUGUUCUGGGUGUCGGCCAUGAGCGGCGCGAGCUUUGAACAAGCCUACACCGAGAUGUCGAAUAAGCUAGCGGUGCGAAAGAGCUCGGAAGACAAGGAUGUCCGGGAAUCUGUCCGACGGUGGCUCGAGUCCGACGAAAGUGGAAAGUGGCUCCUUGUGGUGGACCACGCGGACGACAUGGACGUCUUGUUCGGCUCUCUCGAGAACCCCGACGGGAUCUUUCAGUACCUGCCAGAGCGCGACCAUGGCCGGAUCCUAUUUACGACGCGGUCCCGGGAGGUGGCCAACGCCGUGGAAGGCGAGAUGGUUGAAUUAGCCGAGAUGAGCGCCGACGAGGCGAAGAGCCUACUAGAGAAGUCGUUAGAGAAGUCGUUAGUGCGGGAGGACCUUCUCAGGAACGACAAGGGAGUGGCGGAAUUACUGCAGGAGCUAACCUACCUCCCACUAGCGAUCAUGCAGGCAGCGGCAUACCUGAACAGGAACCGAGUGACGAUCACUAAAUAUAUGGAACUGCUCCGGGGAACGGAGCAGGACAUGGUUAGACUGAUAAGUCGAGAGUUCCACGAUUCCACCCGGCCUAGAGGUUCACGACACGCCGUGGCCACCACGUGGCUAGUAUCGUUCCACCAGAUCCGACAGUCCGACCCUGCGGCCGCCGAUCUGUUGAUGUUCCUCUCGUGCAUUGACCCGAAGGCCGUUCCACAGUCCAUUCUGCCUCUCUUUCCGACCGAAGAGGCAAUGGUAUUUGCCCUCGGGACGUUGGAUGCAUACACAUUCGUGGUGCGGCGGGGAAACUCAAACACGUUCGACACGCACAGCCUUGUGCACUCGGCCACACGGAUUUGGGUUCGAGAAGAGGGGAUCGCGGCUCGGGUGGAGGAGAGUGCCGUUCAGUAUGUGACGAGUGUGUUCCCAUCGAGUGACUACAGCCAGCGAGAUCGGUGGCGGGAGUACCUGCCGCACGCGUUUCGUCUCCUCCGGCGGGACGAUACGAUCGACUUAGGGGAGCGAUAUGAUCUAUGUAUAAAGGUGGGGCAGUGUUUACAAGUUGAUGGUCGGAUCAAGGAAGCGGUCCGAUGUUUCCAAGAAUGCUAUGAUUGGCGGAGGGCGCAUCUUAAUGAGGAUCAUCCUUCUCGACUGGCAUCGCAGCACGCGUUAGCCGGAGCAUAUAAGGCGAAUGGACAGGUGAAGGACGCGGUGACGCUACUAGAGGAGGUGGUGCGGAUUCGAGCGCAGACACUAGCAGAGGAUCAUCCUGAUCGACUAGCGUCGCAGCGCGCAUUAGCCGGAGUAUAUGAGGCGAAUGGACAGGUGAAGGAGGCGAUGCGGCUACUGGAGGAGGUGGUGCAGAUUGAAGAGCGGACGCUGGCGGAGGAUCAUCCUGAUCGACUAGCGUCGCAGCACGAGCUGGCAAUCGCAUAUCGGGCGAAUGGGCAGGUGAAGGAGGCGGUGCGGCUACUGGAGGAGGUGGUGCAGAUUGAAGAGCGGACGCUGGCAGAGGAUCAUCCUGAUCGACUGGCAUCGCAGCACGCGUUAGCAAUGGCGUAUCAGGCGAAUGGGCAGGUAAAAGAGGCAGUGACGCUGCUGGAGGAGGUGGUGCGAAUACGAGGGCAGACACAGGCAGAGGAUCAUCCCUCUCGACUAGCGUCGCAGCACGAGCUGGCAAUCGCAUAUCAGGCGAAUGGACAAGUCAAGGAGACAGUGACACUGCUGGAGGAGGUGGUCCAGAUUAAAGAGCAGACGCUGGCAGAGGAUCAUCCUGAUCGACUGGCAUCGCAGCACGCAUUAGCAAUGGCAUAUCAGGCGAAUGGGCAGGUGAAGGAGGCGGUGCGGCUACUGGAGGAGGUGGUGCAGAUUGAAGAGCGGACGCUGGCAGAGGAUCAUCCCUCUCGACUAGCAUCGCAGUACGCACUAGCAAUCGCUUAUCGGGCGAAUGGACAGGUAAAGGAGGCGGUGACACUACUGGAGGAGGUAAUAUGGAUUCGUGGGGAAACACCGGCGGAGGAUCAUCCUGAUCGACUAGCAUCGCAGCGCGCACUAGCAAUGGCAUAUGAGGCGAAUGGGCAGGUGAAGGAGGCGGUGCGGCUACUGGAGGAGGUAGUGCGGGUUGAAGAGCGGACGCUGGCGGAGGAUCAUCCAGAUCGACUGGCAUCGCAGCACGCCCUCGCAGGCGUAUAUCAGGCGAAUGGGCAGGUUGAGGAAGCUGUCUCACUGAUGCGGCACGUGAUUAAGAUUCGAGAACAAGCCUUGACGAAGGAACGUUUUCCUCAAUCGGUCGGUAGUCCGAUGGAAGAUGAUCAGAGUGAUGGCAAUUUGUCGGAAGUUUCUUCAGGACCUCCUUCCUUGACCAGCGCAUCAACGGACGAUUCCACGGGGGAUGAAUACGGCCAAGCGGUGGAACAUCUCGUUGAAAUUUUCUGCUCCGAUUCAAACAUUGGGCCAGUCUACCGGGAAGCUACCAGACAAUUGGGGGCGCGAAAAUUCAGCCAGAAUCAUGAUCAAUUACUGAAGCUUUAUUUCAGGGGAUUGAGACAUGAAGUCAAAAAUGGGACUGAAUUGGCAACUACACGUCUACUGCGCACCAGGCGGUACCGAAACGAGAUCACUUCUCUUAUUCUAACAUCCGUGGAGCUGUUGGAAGUUGGCCAGGGUCGACUGACACCGAUAACUUUGGCAGGACGCAAAACAGAACGCAACUACAACUUGAAUCAAUUCAUCCGCAGUCUCACCAUCCCCGACUAUUACGACAAUCAUGAGGAGCCGCUUGAUGAGAAGCAGCUUGUUGGUGGCGAUGUUUCCGAAGAUCUCAUCUCCGAGAGCGACGGAUCAUCUACUGAGCCUGAACAUGAAUCUUCAGGCGACAAACAAUCCCCAUUACAGGCCAUUGACAGUUUCCUGACCGGUGGCAGGGCGUUCAACCAGCUACAAAUUAACCUUACGAGCCUGCUACGACCUCCUCACGCCCUGAAAGAUGCGCUGCAAUCCAAGAGUGAAUUCGUUGUCAAGCAAAGCAUUGCUCGGAUCAUAGAUGGCCAGCCAUGCAAAGACCGAGAGACAAUUCUCGAGCUCCGCAAACAGAACCUAUCAGUUACCGAGAUCGCAAGAGUUUUGCUCGGCAAUGCACUGGCCCUGCCACUUGAGAUCGCAGAAGAUCAGAAACCUACACUAGCAGAAAACACCAUGACAUCUGAUGCAUACAGACCGAUGCAUGAUGCUACAUUCACCAAAGAAAAAACACCGAUCAUUGAAACAGCGGUCACGAAGUCAAAAUUGGACAAUCUUACAGAAAGCCAAGUAUCACAAUUCCCGGAAGCUUGGAGCAGCUGCAACAGCGUUUACGGAGUGAGCAUUCUCAAUCGACGGCUCCUUGGACCAGUCUUUGGAGUGGCCUCUUCAUUUGGGCCACCUCAAGAUCGCGUGCGACGGGCGCCGAUCAAAAUGAUCACGACAAAGCUUCAUCCGAAAACCCAUCAGCCCGAGUGA
Molecule: messenger RNA, 3648 nt
Organism: Fonsecaea nubica
Lineage: Eukaryota; Fungi; Ascomycota; Eurotiomycetes; Chaetothyriales; Herpotrichiellaceae
Exons: 2
Coding region: 1-3648 (1215 amino acids)
Molecular function (GO): protein binding; ADP binding
Source: RefSeq, a predicted model, not a curated record